UCUACCUUCCGCGCAGCCUGCAGAGACCCAGCCCCGGGAGUGCAGACAGCGCUGAGAGGAACAAACUCUGGUCUAUCUCCAACCACAGCUCCCGGGCCAUGGCGUCCCCCUUCCCCACCAGAGCCUGGGAGCAGCUUUCCAGCAAUGCCACCUCACCCAUGGCCAACAACAGCACCGUGCCCACCUCCAACAUCCUUGACCAGCUCUCGGUGGCCAUCUUCGUGGUCUCCUCCCUGCUGGGCAUGGUAGGCAAUGGCCUGGUGGUCUGGGUCACCAGCUUACGCAUGCGCCGGACGGUCAACUCGAUCUGGUUCCUGAGCCUGGCGCUGGCCGAUCUGCUCUACUCCCUGCUGCUGCCCUUCUACGCUGCCAAGACCGCCAUGGGCCAUCACUGGGCCUUUGGCAACUUCCUCUGCAAAGCCGUUGGCGCCCUCCUCUUCCUCAGCAUGUUCGCCAGCGUCUUCCAGCUGACACUCAUCUCGACCGAUCGCUGCCUGCUGGUUGCCCGGCCUGUCUGGGCCCAGCAGUUCCGCACGCCGCGCUGGGCCUGGGGGGCAGCCGGCGUGGCCUGGGUGCUGGCCGGGGCUUUCUCAGCCCCCUACCUGGUCUUCCGGCAGGUGAACUGCCGGGGCAAGCGCUGCUUUUGCAUCAACAAUUUCGGGGAUGUGGCGACAAGGGUGGCACGGCAGCAGGCCCUGAUCGUGGUGCGGUUUGUGGCCGGCUUCCUGGCACCGCUGCUGGUCAUCACAGCCUGCCACGUGGUCGUGAUGCUGCGGGCUGGGCACCGGGGCCGCCGGCCCAACCGUACGGCCAAGGUGGUGGCUGCUGUGGUGUUGAGUUUCUUCCUCUGCUGGCUGCCCUACCACAUCUUCAACUUCCUGCACGGCUGGGCAGGCAAAAGUGCAGCCAUCAAGGUGGGCUCCUCCCUGGCCUUCAGCCUCACCUGUCUGAGCUGCUUCCUCAACCCCCUGCUCUACGCCUUCCUGGGCCGCCGCUUCCAGGAGGGGUUGCGGGGUAGCAGCCGCGCCCGCUGGCUGGAGGCUGCCAUGGCCGAGGACUCACUGGGCUCAGGCAGCGGACACCGGCGCAACCGCUCGCGGGGCUCCACCACUUCCUCUGAGCUGCGGAUGAUGCAGCCGUGAUGGGGCAGGGGAAGGGGCCAGGAUCCCAUGCGAGGGGAGUGGGGGCAGCUGUGGGAUGGCACCGAGCAGUGCAUGCUGGGAGCCCAGACUCAUGCUGGAGCAGUGCAUGCGGGGAGACCAUGGGACAUGGCGGAGCAAUGCAUGCUGGGAGCUGUCGUCAUCUCUCUGGGCUGAGCUGGAGCAGUGCACGCUGGGAGCCUAUGGACCACACUGGAGCAUGGCAUGCUGGGACCCCAGAGCCUCACCAGAGCAGUGCACGCUGGGAGCCCAUGAGCCGCGCUGAAGCAGUGCAUGUGGGGAGCUGUCGUCAUCAGCAUAGGCCAUGCAGGAGCACUGCAUGCUGGGAACCCAUGGGCCAUGCUGGAGCAGUGCAUGCUGGGAGCUUAUGGGUCACACCGCAAAGGAGCAUGCUGGGAACUCUUGCCGUCAUUGGCCACACCGGAGCAAUAACAGGCCACACUCCUUUCCCAUGCUGCAGGAACUCAGUGAUACCCCUGGCCGCCACCCCGCAGGGUGGGCAGGGCUGUUACAAGGCUGUGGCCAUGAUGGUUGCCAUGGAUACCACCACCUGGCCACCAUUUUGGGGCCUGGUUUUCAGACCGGGACAGAGUGAAUCCUAAAACCAGGUUCUUUUUAUACAGAAAGCUCAGAUCUACUUUUGUUACAUCGACCACCCCACUGGUUGGUGUAUCCUUCCACCAGUUAAUAUAGUCCAUCCAAAAAAAAAAAGAAUUCUGGGAAUCCAGCUUACUUUACACAGGAGCCGGCUCUACUUUCACAGGACAGCUACUGAGCAUCCUUCCACUACAAAAGUAGUCCUCCAAAACACAGGUCUCAAAACUGGACCCUUUUUAUACAGAGCCAGAUCUACUUUCAGUAUAUUCUGAUCGUGUGUCCAUCUGCCAAAAAAAUGCAGCCAGGUCUUCGGCAGUAAUUCGGCUGCAGUGGGCCCUUCCAUUCUGGGACCUGCCAUCAAAGUGCC
Molecule: messenger RNA, 2124 nt
Organism: Gopherus evgoodei (Goodes thornscrub tortoise)
Lineage: Eukaryota; Metazoa; Chordata; Testudines; Testudinidae
Product: C5a anaphylatoxin chemotactic receptor 1-like
Exons: 2
Coding region: 99-1142 (347 amino acids)
Biological process (GO): positive regulation of cytosolic calcium ion concentration; phospholipase C-activating G protein-coupled receptor signaling pathway; inflammatory response
Cellular component (GO): plasma membrane
Molecular function (GO): complement receptor activity; G protein-coupled receptor activity
Source: RefSeq, a predicted model, not a curated record